Molecule: messenger RNA, 2274 nt
Organism: Amphimedon queenslandica
Lineage: Eukaryota; Metazoa; Porifera; Demospongiae; Haplosclerida; Niphatidae
Product: serine/threonine-protein kinase pakG-like
Exons: 4
Coding region: 29-2077 (682 amino acids)
Source: RefSeq, a predicted model, not a curated record
ACUUUCAAAACGGAGGAAGCUGAAAAGGAUGGAGAGAGCUUGUGUUUGUGUCUUUCUGGUUUUGUGCCUGACACAGGCAGUGUUAUGUCAAGAGGAAUGUAAGCUAAACUUUACAAGUCAGCCAUUGCCUGAGCUAACUUGUCGCCCAACAAAAGCAAGUACAAUUAUAUUUCUGUAUUGCACAGUCUCUGAUGCUGACGCUACUCUGACUUGGUUUCGUACUCAACAUGAAGACCAGGCUGGUAUUAAUGGAACUGCUAUUAAUGAGAGUAACACUUCAGAUCCAUACAGUUUUCAGAGCAUUAACCACUACCAACCUUCACUCACAUUUACAAUUAAUGAUGAUACACUUGGUUACUACUGGUGUGAAAUCACUGAUGCUAAGUAUAGCAAUUUGUCAUUACGUCUUAGUACAGUGACUCACGUACGAAACUCCAGUGAAUAUAAUUCUUCGUUACCGAACUGUCCUACUAGGCCCUCACUUGUGCAUUUUGAAAAUCGAUAUGAUCAGUGUGCCAUAAUUUCUACAUCUUCCUCAUCAACCGUUCUAUCUCCAACGCCAUCAAGUGAGGCAUCAAUACAAGACUCAGUCAGUAUUACUGAUGCUGCUAGGUCUAGUAGUAUCAGUAAUAUUGAUACUGCUAGUUGGUCUAGUAGUAUCAGUAAUAUUGAUACUGCUAGUUGGUCUAGUAGUAUCAGUAUUACUCCCUCUAUGUCAUCAUCCUUUAUUUACUCUGCUUUGUCUACCUCUCCUUCAUCUUUAGUUCCUUCCCUUUCCCCAUCACCUUCACUCUCAUUAUCAGCUACUACUAGUAGCAGCAGCCUCUCAUUUACACCCACACAGUCCCUUGAGCCAUCUCCCACCACAACUGGAGACACAGAAAAUAACGUAUUCAUACUCUAUGCAUUGGCUGGUGUGUGUGGACUGCUUGCAGUGAUUGCAUUAGUCAUAGUUAUAGCCAUCUUUGUCCUUUGUUACUUGACAAAGCAUCAGUCAAGGAGAAGGAGCUACACACCCAAAGGGCAAGCUGGAGAGGAUUCCUCUGGUGUAGGAGGCAGGAGAAACAGUGAUGAUGAAAAACCAUCAAGCCAAUUGCCUCAGCAAAACACAAACAACAACAUUAAUUCUUCACAUCAUCCGCCCCCACCCUCUCAGAUUCAACAGCGUGGGCUAUCUUUCAGUAAUCCCGUCUAUGAUAUUGCUAAAGUACAAUCAUCUGAUGAUUCUAAUGCAUUUGAUGUUUUCCCACCGAGGAUAGUACCCCCUGAUCAACCUAAAACUAACUCUCUCCCAAAAUAUGCUAAACCGGAUUUAAGCAAGAAGAAAUCUCACAGUGACGAGGAAUAUGUAUCUCCCCAUAACACAUUGCCAAGUGGGUCUGAUGGCAUGUAUGAUCAAGUAGCAAUAUCCCCUACUGGUACUAGUAGUACCAUUGGAUCACGACCACCCCCACCUGCAGAGGAGCCACUUGAGCUUCCCCCAUCUCUCAAUUUGUAUGAUGAUCCGAACCAGCUCUCCCCCAUACUUCAUUCGCCACCAGCAGCAUACGAGGAGCCACACCUAACUUCACCAAAUAUCUCAUCUCCUCCUCCUCUCCCUCCCCCACCAGUUGAGUCAGCACUGUAUGAUGACCCACACGAGGUCAUAUCACCCUCACAACAGAGGCCUGACAGCUACAUGCAACCGCUCUCCCUCCUUGAUAAUAUUAAUAAUGGAGGAGAAAAAGAGAGUUAUUACAGCAUACCAGCUGAUGCCAUGCCACACCAGUAUCACGAGCUAAUCAACAUGCAAGAAUCAAGUCAAGCUUCAACUACUACUACUACUGCAUCUACUAGUGCAGGUAAUGAGACCAGUACUGCUCCUGAUAAUUCUGCAGCUCCACAAGAGAGUGCAUAUGAUGAUCCUUGGGGUUCUAUGCCUACUGGAAUAAAAAGAGGAAGCAGUCGGAGUAGUAAGUCGCAUGGUGGGAGAUCCCACUCAAUCACUCACUCGGUCUCGCCUAACCUGUUUGACGACCCUCAGUAUGACACGCCCUCUCCACAUCAAACCACUCCCAUUGAGACAAAUAAUUAUUAAAGCAGCACAAUAAAUAAUUACAGAAAUAUUACUAUUGUCGCUAAUAUUAGUUGGUGUCAGUUAGAAAUGUCAUUAAUUAUUUUUAUAAUAAUAAUAAUAAUAAGAUUAAGGAUAAAAAUGGUAAAAUCUCAUGUUAAUAAUCAUAGUUUGAAGAGCACUUAAAAAGAUUUGGGGUCAUACAAAGAGUAUAAAUCAAA